Molecule: messenger RNA, 860 nt
Organism: Dioscorea cayenensis subsp. rotundata (Guinea yam)
Lineage: Eukaryota; Viridiplantae; Streptophyta; Magnoliopsida; Dioscoreales; Dioscoreaceae
Product: 54S ribosomal protein L24, mitochondrial
Exons: 2
Coding region: 65-703 (212 amino acids)
Cellular component (GO): mitochondrial large ribosomal subunit
Molecular function (GO): structural constituent of ribosome
Source: RefSeq, a predicted model, not a curated record
AAAAACCCCAGUUUUGGAGUUCCUCCGCCACGCUCUCCAUUUCCGCCGCCUUCGCAGCGUCGCCAUGGCGUUCAGAUCGCGAGAGCUCUACAAGAAGAUCGCGAGGAAGGUCGGGGAGGGAUCGGUGCCGAAGGAGGUCAUGGAAUCUGUGAAGAAAUGCUUGCCCAACAACAAGCUCAUCAUGGGGCGUGCCAAGCGCGGCAUCUACGCCGGCCGCCAUAUUCAGUUCGGCAACAAGGUCAGCGAGGACGGUGGAAACAAGUCUAGAAGAACAUGGAAACCAAAUGUGCAGGAGAAGCGCCUUUUCAGUUACAUCCAUGACAGGCACAUCCGAGUCAAGGUGACAACUCAUGCUCUCAGGUGCAUCGACAAAGCUGGUGGGAUAGACGAGUAUCUACUAAAUACACCAUAUGACAAGAUGGAUACUGAAAUGGGCUUAUUCUGGAAGGCCAAGAUCGAAAAGAUGUACGAUGAACUCGGAAAAAUGGACGUCUGCUUCUUCUCUCCCGAAGAGGAGGCUAAGAUCACAAAAGGGUUUGAAGAGCUAAAGCUUGCCAAGAAGGAAGCUCGAAGGGAAGCCAGAAGAGCUUCAGCGAAACAGAAACAAACAGAAAGAGAGAAUGCCGAAGCUGAACAGACAUCGGAAGCGAAACAAAUUGAGGAAGGAACUGCAGACGGCAACAUAGAAAAGCCGGAGUCUUGAUCAGAAUUGCGAUCUCCUCUGAUUUAUACUUAAUCAAUUAGGUGCCGAAAAUGUACUUCAAGUGAUGCAGCAAAUGGUUAAAUUUUUUUCACAAAUAAUCUCCUGUCACUUGAGAACUUGUUCAAAUAUGAUCUUUAAGCAGUGGUGUUUAUUUACA